AUGCACCAUUUAUUUGAUAAACUAAACAGAUAUUUUAACUCAAAUUAAUUCAUUAAUUUUAAUAGAGUUUGGAAUUAAUGUUCAAAAAGGGAGAAACUAUUUGUGUUGAAAACAUAUAAGUAAAAAAGGAGUUGAAAUUGGUGAAGGUGGAUUUGGAACUGUUUUUCAAGGUGAAAUAGCAGCUGGCCAUGUUGUGUUGUUGCUUUAAAAUGGCAAAAGUCAAUAAGUGAUCACGAAAGAAAAAUAUUGUAAGCACUUAAAGGAAAAAAAUUUGAUCAUGUAAUUUAAGUGUUUGCUUUUGAAGAAAAGAUAGAUGGAGUUUUCAUCAUUAUGGAACUUGGACAAAGUACUGAGAAAAAAGCCUGCCUAAUAAACAAAAGACAUGUUUGCAAGUAAACAAAAUUAUAUAAUUUAAAUGGCCUAAGGUGUUUCUGAAUUACAUAAAUUAGGAUUUUUUCCAUAGAGAUUUAAAACUAAAAAAUUUUGUAAAAGGAAAAGAUAAUAAAAUCAAGUUGAUAGAUUUUGGAAUCGCCAAAACUAUUGCAGAGGAAGCUCAAACCAAAGGAAUAGGAACCAUAGUAUAUAUGGCACCUGAAGUCUUGAUCACCUCUGAUUAUGAUUCCUCCGUUGAUAUAGGGUCUUUGGGUCUGAUCUUUUAUGAAAUACUUACAAACAAAACAUUUUUUGAACAAAAUGACAGCUAUUACCAAAUAAUAAAACAACGCAUCUAGUUGUAUGUUGGGUUGCUGGUACCCUCUCCGGAUUGGUGAGUCGAUUAAAAUUCCAAAAUAG
Molecule: messenger RNA, 792 nt
Organism: Paramecium sonneborni
Lineage: Eukaryota; Ciliophora; Oligohymenophorea; Peniculida; Parameciidae
Source: the annotation of a GenBank genome assembly